AUGGAUGCAGAGCCACUAGCCAAAGGAAGAGCAUUCACUUUUAUAAAGGUAGACAAGAUCAUGAAUGAGAAACUUGUGAGCCGGAACAAGACAGAAUCUUUGCUUUUUGAGGUGAUCCUCAUUGCAAAGGAGUGUUCAGAACAAAUCAAAAUUAAGAUAGUUGAGAGUGUAAAGCAUUAUGGUCUAGAAAUAUGCCAAUUUUACUUCUGCAAAAAGGAAGAACUCAUAAAUACUCUUCAAUCACUCAAAGUUAAGCUGUUCCUCUCUACUGACAGGGAUGAUAUCUAUAAAGCUCUACAUACAGGAAUUCCUGCCGCUUUGCUCUACGAUCAGGCUGAUCAAAAUGUACGUGAUCAGCUAAAGGUCAUUUUCUCAGGUGAUGUCAUUGGGUUCUCAGAGGAUUCACUUGAUAGACUUACAGAUUUUGGAUUCAGUGAAACCCAAAUACAGACUUUCAAAGCUGCAAAGACUUGCAUGAAAGAGUUUGCCAUUCUGAUUGGCGAGAUGAGGACGAGGUUUGGCCGUGAAAACAGCCCUCUCUGCACUUGUCUUAUAACAACAUGGGGUUCUAGAAAUGUCUGUGCCUCCCCGUCUAUUGGCUGUACAAACAGAUAG
This is a messenger RNA of Myxocyprinus asiaticus (Chinese sucker), 615 nucleotides long. Its product is annotated as cytosolic 5'-nucleotidase 1B-like. The record is from RefSeq and is a predicted model, not a curated record. Lineage: Eukaryota; Metazoa; Chordata; Actinopteri; Cypriniformes; Catostomidae. Gene Ontology annotation, cellular component: cytosol; cytoplasm. Gene Ontology annotation, molecular function: nucleotide binding; 5'-nucleotidase activity; magnesium ion binding. Gene Ontology annotation, biological process: adenosine metabolic process; nucleotide metabolic process. Bases 1 to 615 code for a protein of 204 amino acids. The transcript has 6 exons.